Molecule: messenger RNA, 171 nt
Organism: Encephalitozoon cuniculi GB-M1
Lineage: Eukaryota; Fungi; Microsporidia; Unikaryonidae
Exons: 1
Coding region: 1-171 (56 amino acids)
Source: RefSeq, marked provisional
AUGGAGGAUGGAUAUAAGGAUGUAUUGGAAUUCGCCAAUGAGUUGAAGUUACACCUCACCGGGGACAUGAUUGACCAAAUGUACAAGCUCCUGGAUUCUGGAAUGAGUCCUCGGAACCUUGCACAGCUUCUAAAAGAAAUAAGGAACGAGUUAUCCGGGAAGAUCAGAUAG